GGAGGAGGAGUGUAGUGUCUUGGCUGAAGGGUGGAGACUCAGCAGCAGUGAGGAGGGAGGCAGUGAGUAGAUAGAGAAAGGCACACAGACAGAGGAGUGUGUGUGGAUGUGAUCUGCUCUGCCUCGUUGACUGAGUGUAUGUGUGUGACGGAGGGAGAUCAGGAAAAGGGGCGAGCGCAUGGAUCCCACAGCACUGGAUGUGUGUGGCUUCACAAACAAAAGAUCCUCAUAAAGGGAGCGUAGUGCACAAGAGCUGCUGACUGAACUUCAGGCUGACACCAGGGCAGAGAGCGGGGGAUCAAGUAGACAAGCAGGCCGAGCGGACCCGGACCAACUCAGAGCGGCCAUGGCGAGCAACAACACGGCCAGCAUUGCACAGGCCAGGAAGCUGGUGGAGCAGCUGAAGAUGGAGGCCAACAUUGACAGGAUAAAGGUGUCUAAAGCAGCAGCAGACCUGAUGUCUUACUGCGAAGCCCAUGCCAAAGAGGACCCUCUGUUAUCACCAGUGCCAGCAUCAGAGAACCCGUUCAGGGAGAAGAAGUUCUUCUGUUCCAUCCUGUAAACUCAGCAGGGUUCCUUCAGCUGUGUGCUUCGGGUGGGACUUUGUACAUGGAUGUUCAAACUAUGUAGAAAUCUUCUAGUAGGAGGGUAUGGUCUUUUAUGCCCCGCCCACCGACACCCUGCUAUUGGUUCACUCACUCACUUACAGAGUGCCAAAAAAAUAAAUAAAUAAAUGAUCCAAACCACCGAGUUAACAUGUAACCAAUGAGAACUUUUUGAGGUAAUGUUGAAGGGAUAUGUGCUUUUAGAUGACACAACAGGGAUGAUGGUGAGGAUGAUUUUCACCCAGAGAUGUGAUGGGUGAUGGGACAACCAAUCAACCUACCCAGUUUUAAGGUUACCAUUUGUACAAAUUUACAGAAUAAAACAUAUUUUGUUGUUGUUGGGGUUUUUUUUUUUGGAGGGAAGGGGACUUUUGGUGUUCUAGUAAAUGGUUAAUGGGAGGGUGAAGUGCUGUAGAACAUCAACCAAAACACACCAACCUGAUUGUUUGUUUCACGUUUGCUCCAGAUUUACCAAGACAUCUUUUUCUAAUUGUACGUAUAAACUGCUUUCUUUUGCUUUUGCUGUCUUUUUUAAACCUGCAGUUUAGUGAACGCUUUUUAAUGUAUGAACAUCUAUCCAACAAAUGUGAUACUGUUUGUCUCCUUCAGACUAAAACCUUCUUUCUAUUCUUUGUACAAAGCGAAUAGCAAGUAAACUGUGCUGUGCUGUGAGUUCUGGA
Molecule: messenger RNA, 1285 nt
Organism: Nothobranchius furzeri (turquoise killifish)
Lineage: Eukaryota; Metazoa; Chordata; Actinopteri; Cyprinodontiformes; Nothobranchiidae
Gene: gng2
Product: guanine nucleotide binding protein (G protein), gamma 2
Biological process (GO): G protein-coupled receptor signaling pathway
Cellular component (GO): heterotrimeric G-protein complex
Molecular function (GO): G-protein beta-subunit binding
Source: RefSeq, a predicted model, not a curated record